UUCUAGAUUUUCUUCGCCUUACAAGCUAAUGUUUGAUAACAACAGAGUGAGGUUGCAUAAAUUGUUAUACCGUCUUGAAGGUUAUAAUUCAUAAUUGUAAAGAAAUAUAUUUUUAGCGGAAUGGUUAAUCUCGGACUGAGUAAAGUUGAUGAUGCAGUUGCAGCGAAGCACCCGGGUUUGCAGCAGUAUGCCGCCUGCCAGUCUUAUGCCUUCAUGAAAGGCACAGCAAGCUUUAUACUGGGCACCGCCAGCUUAUUUUUUGUACAGCGAGCACUUCAGAAAAGAAUGCCUUAUCCGUUGCAGUGGAAUCUUCUAGUGUCUAUUGUCGCCUCUUCUGUAUUUAGUUAUUCAGCUGGGAAACGAGGAAGUGCUCAGACUUGUGGUUAUUCCUUGAGACAGGAAAAGUUCCUGACAGAAACUCUCCCCAGGAGGAGACUUUAACUCUGACAUCACAUGCAAAGCCCAAAGUCACACAAUUUGGAGAUGUGAUGGACUGAGCUCAGAGAUGCUGCAGUGGAUUUUUACCUUUGUGUAAUAUUCUGAGUGUGCAAUAAAUUGUGUUUUAUUCAUAUUCAAGUUAAAUUGCAUUGAUUUUAAAUCGAGGGAAUUGUGAAUUCAGUUUAGUACUGCAUGAGAAUUUCAAUUCAGUACUGUGUGAACCCGAACUGUACAAACCUGGAGUUAAAGAAAUGUUUCAAUGUGUCUGUCAAUAAAUUAUUUAACACAUCUUUGUCUUCUUUUCAAUCUAGUUUGCAUAAUUAAAUGUUUCUGAAACUCCUUAAAGUGUAGUCCAAUAGCAUGAUAGCUGAAAGCUAAUCUAAUAAGCUAACAAAAUAAGCAGUUAACAUUUAUAUUUUAUAUAGCGUACUACUUAAUUUUAACAACAGAGAUAAUUGGCCGAUACUGCACAAAUUUUGUUUGGUCAGAUAUAAUAUGUAACAAAUGUUUUAGUAUUGUUGUUCACAAACUAAUCACAAAAAAAAACUGUUCUAUCAAAUAUCUGUUUGAAUCUAAAGGUUGAAUUUGUAAGAUGUGGGUUCAUGAAAAUAGGUUUGUUUUCUAAAACACAUUUAUUGAAAUGCACUGUAAAUUGCUUUAGAUAAAAGCUCUGCCAAAUGUAUAAAUGUUUAUUUAAAUUAGUAAAUGCCAUGUGUAUAGAGGGCAUGUACUGUACAU
Molecule: messenger RNA, 1176 nt
Organism: Triplophysa rosa
Lineage: Eukaryota; Metazoa; Chordata; Actinopteri; Cypriniformes; Nemacheilidae
Gene: tmem141
Product: transmembrane protein 141
Exons: 5
Coding region: 121-441 (106 amino acids)
Source: RefSeq, a predicted model, not a curated record